Condylostylus longicornis is the source of this 1878-nucleotide messenger RNA. RefSeq lists its product as uncharacterized. Gene Ontology annotation, biological process: proteolysis. Lineage: Eukaryota; Metazoa; Arthropoda; Insecta; Diptera; Dolichopodidae. The transcript has 4 exons. The record is from RefSeq and is a predicted model, not a curated record. The coding region runs from base 43 to 1869 and encodes 608 amino acids. Gene Ontology annotation, molecular function: serine-type endopeptidase activity.
UAUCAAUUUAUUUUGACAUUGUUAACAUAAAACUGUUUUGGAAUGCCUAAGUUAAAAUUAAUGUUUCCAAAAUUUUAUUUCAAAAUUGCAUUUAUACCUUUGACAUUUAUAUUUUUCUCACAAACAUUUGCACUUCUAAGCUGUCCAAAAGAAUUUCUAUAUCAAAUUGGAGUAAACGCAACAUGUGAAUCAGGAUACAAUACGUUAAUCCAAUGUGAUGGAUCUAAUUAUCUGCAUGUAAUGAAAGCUAAUAUUAAAUGUGUUGAAGGAUAUUAUAACGCAAAUCAAAUGAUAAAAUGUGAUACUAGGACUGGAACAUGGUUUCCAGAACCUUUUCAAUGUAAUGGUUAUUGUGAUCGGACUGGUACUAAAAAUCUAUUGAAAGUUUUAAAUGAGAAAUUUAAGUAUCCUUGGUAUGCAGAAAUAUUGAAACAUCGAGAUACAAAUAUAACAGAAAUAUUUCCAGCAUUAAUUAUGACUGGACGAACAGUCAUAACACGGGAAAAAUAUUUCAAAACAAAUUUGUCACUGAAUUUAACUGAUUACGUAGUACGAGUUUAUGAUCCUCCCAACUUACAUGAAGAUUUUAAUAUUGACCGCAUCGAAUACGUAAGCAGUGAACCAGCAAUAUACAAACCAGAUACUAAAGAACCAUAUUGUGUUUUAAUUUUAACAAGUGAUAAAUAUAUUAAAAUAAAUCUUAAAGACACAAGACCGUAUUGUCUAGACGAAAUCAGAUUUUGGAAAAAAAUACCAGAAUAUAAUUUGCCUCCAAAAUUCCCAAACCAGUGCGUUGUCCCUAAUUUAGAUAAGAGGAAAAAUGUCGAGUUAUACUGCUAUCAAAGAAUAAAAUCCAAGCCGUUAAAAAAAUGCCCAGCUACAGUACAAGCCUUACAAACAAAAUGUAAACUUGGAUAUGAAAAGAAAAAUUCAACCGAAAAGGAUUUUCUAUCAAUGUGUAUAGCAAAUCGUUGGAGUAUUAAUGACAGGCGUGAUGAAAAUUGUGAAUUGAUGUGCGGUAAAAUGAGUUACAAUAAAGAUGAAGAAUCUUCCAUACCACCAUGGCAUGCUGCCAUUUAUUUUAAGAAUAUUAAUGACACUUUAUCUCCACUUAAUCAAUUAUGUUCCGGUGUUAUUAUACAUAGAGAUAUUAUUUUAAGUGCAGCUCAAUGCUUCUACGAUAAGACAAACAAUAAAUUGGAAGGUUCUUCAAACUUUCGUGUUGUAGCGGGAAAAAAUUUCCAAGAUGAAAAAAACAGUGGAAAUUCUGAACAGUUCGCUGAAAUUUCGGAAAUAUAUAUUCCAUCCACAUAUGGUAACGGAAAUUGGAACAAUGAUGUUGCGGUUUUAAUUUUGAAAACUCCACUUAUUUUCAAUUCAUUUGUCAGUCCGAUAUGCCUGAAAUUGAAUUCUAAUUCUGAUUUGGAAAGUGGUACAACAGGAAGUAUUUUCAGAUGGAAAUCGAAUCAUAUUAAUGAAAGUUUAGAAAAUUCAAAUAAUAGCUCAGGAAACUACUGUCAUUUAAUAGAAAAUUUGACAACUAUAUGUAAUAGGGAUAUUGGCGGUGGAUUUUUUCAUAAAGAGAUUAUAGAUUCAAAAAAUCGUUACGUUCUGAAAGGAAUAAUUAGUACAUUUAUAAAUAUUAAAGAUUAUUGUGUGAGUAAAAAUGUAGCAGCCAUCGUUGAUUUAUUUUAUGUACAAGAAUUUUUAAAAACAACAAUAUCCAAUUAUCGGCAAAAGUUGGAUUAUAAAGAAAUACCGAAAUUAAUUUGGCAUCGUAUUUACGAUAAUGAAAUAUGGACUGCGCCUUAUUGGAUUAGAAAAGAACUGAAUUUAAAACUUCAAACAGUAGACCCUAAUAAAUUUUAAUUUAAAUGA